Molecule: messenger RNA, 6047 nt
Organism: Fopius arisanus
Lineage: Eukaryota; Metazoa; Arthropoda; Insecta; Hymenoptera; Braconidae
Gene: RhoGAPp190
Product: Rho GTPase-activating protein 190
Exons: 20
Coding region: 770-5704 (1644 amino acids)
Biological process (GO): regulation of axonogenesis; Rho protein signal transduction; regulation of cell size
Cellular component (GO): cytosol
Molecular function (GO): GTPase activity; GTPase activator activity; GTP binding
Source: RefSeq, a predicted model, not a curated record
UCCGCUGCUGGAGCAGUACUCGAUAUUUGACGUUCCACUUAUUUACAUGCUUUCCUCAUUAACUUCAACAUCUAAUCAGUAAUCACCCACAAUUUUACCCAAUCAAUUACAACAAUUGUUAUUUUAAAAGUGCGUGCAAGUGCCAGCCAAUUGAGGCACACCGAUUGUUUCAAAGUGGAUUGAUUAUUAACAAAAGUGACGGCCGGCUGGCGUGCCAGACAGACAAAUCAGUGCCAUUGCAGACUAACGUUGCUCACAGUCGUGAUAAAAUAUUUAAAUUCAAUAAAAAUAAAUAAUUAAGAAUAGAUCCAUGAUUUUAAUACUCCACACUAAUUUAUAAUUCCGAAUAGUAAACACCAAAUGCAACGAAUGUUUUUUAUACAUAACAGUGAGGAUUGACGUAACGGUAUAGUGAGUUUUUUUGUGAUAAAUAAUCGAAGAUGUGCGGGGCAUCGGGAUUAAAUAAUUAAACUUCAAUCGGUGAUUUGUGAGGAGGAAGUGGAAGCAGUUGGCGAAAAUGUUGCCGAAGGGGAACUCUGAUUUUUAUACGUGUUAAUUUGCAGUAGACCGACCAAAGAUACUAAACAGAACUCGCUAAUUAUUUAGAAGAACGUAUAACAAGGGCAGUUGUGUCCAAUGUUGGAUACCUCAAGGUCUCAAUCAAUUUUGAAGUUGAAUUUUCGGAUAAAUCAGUAAAGGGCAGGAGAAUUGGGAUAAAUUUAUUGAAUAUUCGGUUUUUGGCGAUUCGGCAAAUUAAUCGGUAUAAACAAUGGCCCGAAAAAACGAUAACUUGAAAGGGAUAAACGUGGCAGUCGUUGGCCUGUCUGGUACUGAAAAGGACAAAGGACAGGUUGGCGUUGGAAAAUCAUGCCUGUGCAAUAGAUUUAUGAGAUCACUCAGCGAUGACUACAGUGUUGAUCAUAUUUCAGUCCUGUCACAGUCGGAUUUUAGUGGUCGCGUAGUAAACAACGAUCACUUCCUCUACUGGGGUGAAGUGAUUAAAGCAGCAGAAGAUGGUACAGAGUAUAACUUUCAAGUGAUAGAGCACACAGAGUUCAUAGACGAUGCUUCAUUUCAACCAUUCAAGGGUGGUAAAAUGGAGCCAUACGCCAAGAGAUGCUCAGGAACAAAAAUAACGAGCGCUGAAAAACUAAUGUACAUUUGUAAGAAUCAGCUUGGAAUUGAGAAGGAAUACGAGCAGAAAGUAUUACCCGAUGGUAAACUAAACAUCGAUGGUUUUUUAUGUGUAUUCGAUGUGAGUGUCGUACCAAAUCGUACAAUCGAGAAGCAGAUUGAGAUUGUAGCCAAUAUUCUGAAUAAUUUGAUAAAAACUAAAAAGCCCGUUGUACUCGUUACAACGAAAAAUGACGAUGCCAAUGAGCAAUACGUGAAGGAGGCUGAGAAAUUGAUAAUGAGAAAGGAGUACAAAAAUUCAAUAGUUGUCGUGGAAACGUCAGCGCAUGAAAAUAUUAACAUCGACAAUGCAUUUCUAGUCUUGGCACAAAUUAUUGAUAAAACGAAAAUGAGGAGUAAGGUUGUACCAUUUGCUGAGGCAGCUAGAGCACGCAAAGAACUACUCGAUGCAUCGACGGAAUCACUCCAGAGAUUAAUUCGAAUACACGUGACGGAUUAUCGGGCUUUAUGGUCACAGGCGUCCAAGAAACUUGGACAGCACAAGGAAUUUCAGAACUUUGUCGAGUUGUUUGGAAUUGAUGCUACGCAGAGAUUGUUCAGGCGUCAUAUUAAGAAACUUAAGGAUGAGCAAGUGGCUAAGAAGAUUCAGGGCUACUUGGACAUGCUCCCCGAAAUUCUUCACGAGAUCUGUCCUGACAUUUCCAGUCUUAUUAACGAGGAAUGGUCUACGGUGCAGCAGUACAUAAAAGAGCACCCAGACUUCCAUCAACAUUUUUAUGAGUGUCCAGAGGACAUUUCGUGGAUCGACUACGACUUUGGGGAGAAUAAUACCACGAAAAUCCCUUACGACGUUCUAGAGACACCCGAGGCUGAGACAGUCUUCAAAAAUCACAUCAAUGCCCUUCAGCAGGAGCAAAGAAGACUCGAACUUCCAAAAAGAUGGAAAAAACAGUUCAAACAAUUGCUGGAGGAAACUGGAUAUGUCACGCCUGGGAAGCACUUGUCAGAGGUGCGAGUAUUGUUUAUGGGACGCGAGUGUUUUGAGGCACUUUCACAUCACGAUUGCCAGGAGAUUUACGAUCAACAUCAGAAGGAAAUUAUUGAACGUGCUAAGCAUAAUUUUCAGGAGUUGUUGUUGGAACAUGCGGACCUGUUUUACCAUUUUAAGAGCAUAGCACCGUCUGGUACUAUUACGCAAGAUGAUAUUAAGGAAAUUACAGACGCCUUACUCGACGAUUUUAGGUACAAGACCCUGGACAGACUCGACCAGGAUCGCAAAUUAAUGUUGUUCCAACAUUUGGGCUUUGUUCAUCUUCCUAUUCGCGAACACUGUCCGGCAUUUCCAAAUUGCAUGGACGCGCUGAUUGAACGAAUACUGGGUACAAAAGCCCACAGGCCCUCCUCGUGGAACCACAGUAGUCAAUGGCAAUUAACGUCCGAGAAUAAUCAGUUAAAUUUGGUUAUACUAGGCAGCAAUGGCUUGGGAAAUGAAUUUGCCCAUGAAAUAAAAACUCAAACCGAGGACGACGAGGUGGAAAUUGAUUGUCAGUUGUAUACACUUGGAUACAGGGUUAUUGAUGGUGACGUUGGAUUGCCACACAAUUCAUUUACAACUUCCGAUUUCAUGCCACAUGGAUCUUUCUGCGUGUACUCAAACGAAGACUCAUUUGAGUACAUAAGAUCAUCCCUGGAGAAGACUCUCCUGUCGAAUCUCGAGCAGGAGGACAGAUUACCCUUUCAGGGUCUUCCAAUAGUAAUAAUGUUCAUCCCCGAAUCGACGAUUGAUGAGAUGGAGGCGAUGAGGCUCAGAGAGGAGGGGCAAAAUCUUGCUGACAGCCUGCAGUGUCCCUUUAUCGACGUUUGCAUCGAAGAUUUAGAGCCUGACAAGCGUUUUCCAAGUUCCCUUGUUAAGGACGCCCUGCAGCAGCUCAUACAGUCGAUAAACCAUCGGGCUGGCUUCUUGAACAUUUACCAGAGUGUUAUCGAGUGCUUGGAGCCUGACAUCAGGAUAAUCAUGUGCAUGUUCUGUGGAGAUCCUUAUUCAGUGGAGAACGUCCUGGGCCCUCUGUUGAGUCACCAGUGUUGCUUUCUGAGUGGUGAAAAGUCAAUAGUUCUUGAGACAUUCCUGGGAGAGUCAAAAAGACGAGUCGAGGUGAUAAUCUCAAGUUUUCAUGGUGCUAAUGCCUUCAGGGAGGAAUUAGUCCACGGAUUCAUACUCGUGUACUCAACGAAGAGAAAAGCAUCGCUGGCAACGUUGAAUGCAUUCUCAAUGAACAUUCCAAAUUUACCGAUUCAAAUAAUGGCUGUCACCGACACUGGAGGGGCCAAUGCAUUUUUCAGUAGUGAUCUCAGUCAUCUACUUAUCACUGAAGGAAACGCAACCGCAGAUCGUUUGCAGGCGCAUUUCAUGACGUCAGCGUCCAGUUGUCAGCAGAAAACUGCUUUCUACACGCCGUUCUUCAAGGAAGUUUGGGAGAAGAAGCCUGAGAUUGAGCAGGCCUUCAACAUGGAGGAACCUGGCAAUCUCAAUGACAGUGGAGAGGGCACUUUGGAGUACUCUGCACUACAUCCUAUGCCACCACCGAGACACGAGAGUUAUCAUCUGCAGACACCAGAUGACGGUAUGUCUGUUACUUUCAGAAGUGGAUCGGAGUCGUACGAGCAACUUACACCAGACGGUGAUCUAGGUGAUCCUGGGCUCAAUGAGCAGUUCAAUGAUCAUCGUGCAACACCCAGCGAUGACAGUGACAUUUACAGUCAAGUGGACUUCCAUCGGGAGGAGCGAGAGCGAGAGCUGCUCAAGGGAGGAGAUUUCGCUAAUAAAUUGACAGGCUGGGUAAAAGAUACAUUUAUGCACCAAGACGGUGUCUCGAACUCCUACUCCCACCGUGCAUUUACAACGGGUCGUCGUCACAUCCCCCAGAUAAAAUCACGACCCAAGGGCAACAGUCAAACACUGAAACAACCAGGAAAAAUAAAUCUCAAGGAUUUUUCAAAUGUAACUGACGCAAUAGCACGCAUGAAUACCGGUGAAAAAGUUGAGCAUUCAUCGAAAAUGGGACAUGCACCGCUAGCAACACCUGAGCUAGUUGAUCUCGAGUAUGCCCAUCCCAAAGAUGUUGUGCCGAAUUUAUAUCCAUCGUACGAGGGAGAGUACGCUUAUGCAUUAGUCCAGGACUCAAUUACAAAUAAUAAAUCAAAAUUGCGACACAGGAGGGAGAAGGGACAGCCCUCGUACAGUGACUCAGACUCAGAGUGGAGCUCUUUGGAGAGACAGAGGGUGGCUGAUGUCAUUGCUAAAGCAAAUAAAAAACCAACUACCCACAAGAGGACCAGGAAGAAGAGGGCGGCAAUUCCUGUUGCUACACCCAAAGUACCUUCUCUUGGGAGCAUGACGAGUGGUGAUGGCAUUGUUGGGCUCAAUUACAGUGUUAAGGAUGAUAAGACUUGGCGGAUUGAUCUCACCGAGAGGGUAUCGAGCGAAACACCGGAUAGCUCAGAGUCUAGUGAGCCUGAACACGGUACGAGAUCAAGAUUAAAAGCUAAUAAACACGCGCCGGUUAGUGUGAGAAAGAGAUUUGGAAAUUCAGCUGCAACGCUACAGCAUCCAUUCAACCUGAAACACGUGACCCAGGAUAUGUUCAGUGUGUCCUAUGAUGAAUCCAGCCUCGAUGUUUCCUCUCCUCGAGAGAUCAACUCCCCGGGUUUUGGAAUAUUAAUGAAGGGUAAGGAUGGUGACAAGCUGACGAGAAAGAAGGACAAGCAGAAGGCGAAGGAGGAUGAGAAGCUGGAGAAACGUCGACAGAAGGAAGAGAAGCUGAGGAAAAAUGCUGAGAAAGAGAAGGAACGGGAGAAGAAGAAGCAGGAGAAGAUUAAGCAGACCAAAGGGACAAAUCCAGGCUCGGCGAUGUCUGGACAAUCGCAGCAGUCACUCAUCGAGGAUUUUGCCCAGAGUGAGACCAACAGAAUACCUCUUUUCCUGGAGAAGUGCGUUAGGUUCAUCGAGGACGAGGGACUCGACUCUGAGGGAAUAUACAGAGUUCCAGGGAAUCGAGCUCAUGUGGAAUUGCUUUUCCAGAAAUUCGAGGAGGAUGGAAAUGUCGAUAUUCACUCGUUAGAUAUUCCUGUGAAUGCUGUUGCCACUGCCCUCAAGGACUUUUUCUCGAAAAGAUUACCACCCUUGAUCGAUAAGGAACGCAUGGCCGAGUUGGAGGACAUAUCUGGUGCACGAGGUAUCAGCAAGCCAAUGUCUGCUAUUUGCAUGAAUAUGGAAGAUCGAAGUUGUCGACUUCUCGCCCUACGAUUGAUGCUCAACAAAUUGAAUCCAGUCAAUUUUGACGUUCUCAAGUUUAUUUUUCAACAUUUUGUAAAGGUUGCCGAAAAUUGCAAAUUAAACAGUAUGGACAGUAAGAAUCUGGCCAUAUGCUGGUGGCCUACCCUAUUGCCAAUAGAGUUCAACGACCUCGGUAGAUUCGAAGCAAUGAGGCCAUACCUCGAGGACGUCGUUCAAACGAUGAUCGAUCAGUACCCCUUCCUUUUCUGCGACAAAGAGGCCAUCGUAAUGGUUUAGUAACGAAUUUUCAACCCAAAAUCUGUAAACACCGACAAAACACACAACACGUGAAAAACCCAAACGAUUAAUAAUGAAUCCACGAACUGUGACAGAAGGACCUAAAAAUGGUGUAUAAAGUAAGUGAAUUUUUUAAUGAUUUAUCCGAAGCAGUACAGCCAUUAUAAAUAAUGAGCGACUAAUGAAUUUACAUAGAAUUACUGAAACAAUGAAAGAAACAUAGCGCUUGGUCCUACACUUAAUAUCAAUAAUUAACACUAGAGCGCAUUUUGCGUUGAUCCAGAUUAACAUAAUAUUGCAUAGAGAGGAUAAAUUGAAUGAAAAAAAAUUACAAAAAAAAAAA